CUUGAGUGCUCUCUGCACCAUGCAAGCCAAGUAUGGGUCCAUCCUUUACAACACUGUCGGCGUACUACCCUUCGGGCUCAUGUCAGCUGAGAUGCUGCCCGAGGUCUGGAAAGGCAUCGCGACGGAGACAUGCAAAACGGGCUUCGGCGGCGGCAAGACGUGCACCGAGGCGCUCGAGUUUACGGUGGGCAAGGUCUAUCUGCAGGUGAUCUGCGGUUCGGCGCUAUUCUACGCGAUGCACCUACUGCUCGAGGGCAAGAGCGCUCUGCUGGCGAGCAUGGCGAUGCUCAUCGGGACGAUGGGAAAGCACAUCCUCGUCGAUGACCUCAUGCCGCCGCCGCCGGUGAUGGCGAUGGUCGCGCUGACCGUCGCCCUGAUCCUCCUCGCGCCGGCCGCGUGGGGCAGGCGCGCGUACAUCGGCUUCUGCGUCGUGAACGCCGCGACCUUCCUCCUCGACCCACUCACGGUGAUCACAGACAGCUUCCCGGCGGUCGAGGCAGGCUCGCCCGCGGCGGAGAUCGGCACGUUCGAGUUUGAGGUGGUUGCGCUCUACUUCCUGUGUGCGGCCGUCACCGUCGCCUCUCCGUCGAAGGCGUACGGCCUCGCGUACUCUUGCCAGAUGGGCUGCGCCCUGCUCCUCAAGCACAUCCUCGUCAACAAGUCGGGCCCGCCGGCGCCGAUGGUCGCGCUGUACGCCGUCACGUCGAUGGGCGCGUGGUACGAGGUCGGCUGGGCGGACUUCCCGAAGCCGCUCGAGGAGGCGAUGCAGGCGGGGCCGAUCGUGCUCCACGGCCUCAUCGUCUUCUUCUUCUUCGUGCCCUACUUCGCCCUCGAGACCGUCGGCAUCUCGCUCCCGUACGUCGGCCUCGCACACGUCGACGAGUCGUACACGCACGGCGGCUCGACCCUGCUCAUGACCGGCAUGCUCGCAAUCUUCUCCGCGAUGACCUCGUACGACGAGAUGGCCGGCUGCACGAGCGCAAAGAUGUUCGCCGCCCACCACUACUUCCUCUCGCUCGUCGUCUUCUUCUGGCAGGUGCAGCCUACCACCACCGCCUUCGGCGCCGCCUUCGGCUCCGUGCCCCACCUCUUCACGGCGUGGACCUGCUACCUCGUCCUCUCCAAGACCAAGCAGGACUGAGGAUCCGCGCGGCGACCAGUCGCACCCCAUGCCGGUGUCAGGCGAGUUCGGUAAGACUCUGGGCGAGCCUGCUGCCCGCGCGGGGUCUCCUAUACUCCCGUACAAGUGCGGAUGUACCAGUAGUCUCGCAUGUCCAUGUGUCGCAGGGGGGGAGCAGGGGUGGGGAGGAGGCGGGAGAGGUGGUGGUGCGCGCUACACUGCACACAGUGACUGCGAAGGGCCAUGAGCAUGAUUCAGCAUGUGCGACUCGCAGCGAGGCGGCACAGCCGAGCCUCGCCCGAGCGAGAGAAGAAAAACUUG
Messenger RNA from Emiliania huxleyi CCMP1516, 1441 nucleotides. RefSeq lists its product as hypothetical. Bases 20 to 1141 code for a protein of 373 amino acids. The record is from RefSeq and is a predicted model, not a curated record. The transcript is spliced from 4 exons. Lineage: Eukaryota; Haptophyta; Isochrysidales; Noelaerhabdaceae.